CCAACCGAGGCGCUGGCCCGGGCCCCAGUACCAGUCCCAGCCCCUGCCCCGGUUCAGGCCCCAUCUUAGUGCUUGCUCCCCUCCCUCUCUUUCUCUCUCCCUCGCUGGCGGGAGCGGACUCUGGGGGCCCAGUGGGAGCAGUGAUUGGAGAGAAGGGGUAGGGAGACCUAACUGCACCCCAAUUCUGCCAGGAGAGGCCCCUGGGCGGGAUCCUGAGAAUCCAGAGAGAUCCCCCAACUCCAGCCCUACCUCUCUGACUGUGCCCCAACUUAAGAGAGUCUUAUGGUCUCCACACUUUCUAGAUUAAACUACUCAGAAAGAAGGAUAGACUAUACCCACACCUCGGGAGGAGAAGCAAAAACACUUUUGGAGUUCUAAUCUGGGGCGUCUUCUGGAUCCUUGCGCUCCCCCCGUAUGGUGGGGUACUGAAAGGACUGCGAGCAAAGAAAGCGGUGCGGGGGGCAAGAACUGUGCUUCUAAUCAGAAGGUUUCAGACCUGGGGGGGCUCGCGCCCCCCAUACUCGGAUCUAAUUGGGAACCAGGUGGCGCCAUGGAGUUUCGAGCGCUGCUCUGCUGGGCGUCCUUGGCUUCUGCGCUAGAAGAGACCCUCCUGAACACAAAGCUGGAGACGGCAGAUCUGAAAUGGGUUACUUAUCCUCAGGUGGAGGGACAGUGGGAAGAGUUGAGCGGACUGGAUGAAGAGCAGCAUAGUGUUCGGACAUAUGAAGUAUGUGAUGUACAGCGGCCACCGGGGCAGCCCCAUUGGCUUCGAACAGGUUGGGUGCCCCGGAAAGGGGCAAGAACUGUCUAUGCCACCUUACGGUUUACCAUGCUGGAAUGCCUAUCACUGCCCCGGGCUGGGCGUGCCUGCAAGGAGACUUUCACUGUUUUCUACUAUGAGAGUGAUGCUGACACUGCUACUGCCCACUCACCGUCUUGGAUGGAGAACCCCUAUAUCAAGGUGGACACAGUUGCAGCAGAGCACCUGACUCGGAAGCGUCCAGGGAUUGAGGCAACUGGGAAGGUGAAUGUGAAGACCCUGAGACUGGGCCCUCUCACCAAGGCUGGUUUCUACCUGGCCUUUCAAGACCAGGGUGCCUGCAUGGCCCUGCUAUCCCUCCACCUCUUCUAUAAGAAAUGCCCCCAGCUGACCGUCAACCUGACCCACUUCCCUGAGACUGUACCUCAUGAACUAGUGGUGCCGGUAGCUGGGAGCUGUGUGGCAGAUGCUGUCCCAGCCUCUGGCCCUGGUCCUAGCCUCUACUGCCGGGAAGAUGGCCAGUGGGCAGAGCAACCAGUCACUGGGUGUAUGUGCUCUGCUGGCCACGAAGCAGUUGAAGACAACACCAAAUGCCGAGCCUGUAUGCAGGGAGCCUUCAAGCCUCUUGCAGGAGAGGGGUCAUGCCAGCUAUGCCCAGCUAAUAGCCAGUCCAACUCCUUUGGCUCCACCAUUUGCCAGUGCCGCAUUGGCUACUUUCGUGCCCCCAAAGACCCCCUGGGAGCUCCUUGUACCACACCGCCCUCAGCCCCACGAAGUGUAGUGGCCCGUCUCAACGGCUCAUCUCUUCGCCUGGAGUGGAGUGCUCCUCUUGAAUCAGGAGGCCGAGGGGACCUGACUUAUGCCCUUCGUUGCCACGAAUGCCAUCCACGCGGCUCUUGUGUACCAUGUGGAAGAGAUCUGACCUUUGAUCCAGGUCCUGAAAACCUGGCAGAGCCCUGGGUAGGAGUUCAAGGGCUCCGUCCUGACUUUACCUAUGCCUUUGAGGUCAUGGCCAUCAAUGGGGUGUCCUCUGUGGCCCUUGGGCCCAUUCCGGUGGAAGCAGUCAAUGUCACCACAGAUCGAGAGGUACCACCUCCAGUAUCAGAUAUCCAAGUGACAGGAGCAUCCCCCAGCAGCUUAAGCCUGACUUGGUCCAUUCCCCAUCCAUCCAGUGGGGCUGUGCUGGAUUAUUCCACUGCACCCUUGUCUUAUUUCUCCCUCUCCCAAUAUCACCCUUCCACUUGUCAGCUUAAUGAUGGACAGUUCACAGCCAUCCAGCUGGUGGGCAUGCUGCGGGGCAUCGCUUCAGGCAUGCGAUACUUAGCAGAGAUGAGCUAUGUGCAUCGAGAUCUAGCUGCCCGAAACAUUCUGGUCAACAGCAACUUGGUCUGCAAGGUUUCUGACUUCGGCCUCUCCCGAUUCCUGGAGGAGAACUCCUCUGACCCCACCUACACCAGCUCCCUGGGUGGCAAGAUCCCCAUCCGUUGGACAGCCCCUGAGGCCAUUGCCUUCCGGAAAUUCACAUCAGCCAGCGAUGCUUGGAGUUAUGGGAUUGUGAUGUGGGAGGUCAUGUCAUUUGGGGAACGUCCAUAUUGGGACAUGAGCAAUCAAGAUGUCAUCAACGCCAUUGAGCAAGACUACCGGCUACCCCCACCCUCGGACUGUCCCACCUCCUUGCACCAGCUCAUGCUGGACUGCUGGCAGAAGGACCGAAAUGCACGACCUCGCUUCCCCCAGGUGGUCAGUGCCCUUGACAAGCUGAUUCGUAACCCUGCCAGCCUCAAAAUUGUGGCCCGGGAGAAUGGAGGGGCCUCCCAUCCUCUCCUGGAUCAGCGGUUGCCUCAUUUCUCAGCCUUUGGCUCAGUGGGUGAGUGGCUUCGGGCGAUCAAGAUGGGUCGAUAUGAAGAGAGCUUUGCAGCUGCUGGGUUUGGCUCCUUUGAGCUGGUCAGCCAGAUCUCGGCAGAAGAUCUACUCCGGAUCGGCGUCACUCUAGCUGGACACCAGAAGAAAAUACUAUCAAGCGUCCAACACAUGAGAUCACAGGCCAAGCCUGCAGCCCCAGGAGGGGCAGGAGGACCAGCACCCCAGUACUGAUCCCCAUUUCUUCUGCUGCUCCUCCCCAGGAGCUCACAUCCCUGGAACAAUCCCAGGAACCCAGGAUUCCUAACCUGUUCUUCCCCAGCAGAGUUGAGGUGCCACCAUACUCCUUAACCCUGCUGGAUUGCACUUUGAACCCAUGGGGGAUGGAACUUUGGAGAGACCAGAUUUGGGGAUUCAGUCACAUGGGAGUGUUCGAGGAGAGUUCGUGGAGCACAUAUCCACUUCUCCCAGGAUCUCCCAGGCUUUCCUUCAGAACUGGUUAUCGCUUGAGGGAAAGGAAACAAAAGUUAUCCAAUCUCCAGUCUCUUAACUCUUGCUCUCCACCCUAUGGUUGGGAGAGAGGGGUGAGCAUAGCUCCCUUUCAGGGUCCUUCUCAUCAUUGAACAGGACUCCUCAGGUGCUUCUCUCCCACCCCUAAGAGGCCAUACUCCACACAGACCAAAGAGAGGACAGAGAGACAGUCCCAUGAUAUCAGAAGUGGAAUGAUGUCGCAGGAGGCGGGAGUCAACUGUGAACAUGUUGGUGUUGCAUAUGACAUCAUUUUCCUGGCUGUUUUGUUAUCCUCCUAGAAGUGAUAUCGUCACCCCACUUCAUGUUUUUUACCCUGUAAAUGCCCCUACCCCACAUCUGCUGCCUUCAUAUUGAAGGUUUUUUGUUUUUUUGUUUCAUCUUUCUGUUUCUUCCCAGUUCUUGUCACAACCUGAUGUCUCAGGGGACCUGUCUCCUUUGUUGUUCCUCUUUGUAUGCCCAGACUGGGAUAGGAGGUUACAGUGUACCUGCCUGAUCUCUUGAACAGUACAUUUGUCACAGCCCAUCCUCCCAAGAUGGGGCAUCUCAUUCUGGUCUUGCCUUAUAAAGGGAUUACCAGAAGAGGACAAUGGGGAAGGGUUGAAGGGAAGGGCCCUGGCUGACAGAAGUUCCUUGGAGGGGUUCUUAAAUUAUAAAGAUGUUGAGGGUGUUUUUUGUUUUUUGUAUAAAUAAAAGAAAACUAAGGAAA
This is a messenger RNA of Vombatus ursinus (common wombat), 3857 nucleotides long. RefSeq names its product EPH receptor B4 (gene EPHB4). Gene Ontology annotation, molecular function: transmembrane-ephrin receptor activity; protein binding; ATP binding. Gene Ontology annotation, cellular component: neuron projection; membrane. The record is from RefSeq and is a predicted model, not a curated record. Lineage: Eukaryota; Metazoa; Chordata; Mammalia; Diprotodontia; Vombatidae. The transcript is spliced from 12 exons. Gene Ontology annotation, biological process: axon guidance; cell surface receptor protein tyrosine kinase signaling pathway; protein phosphorylation. The coding region runs from base 551 to 2854 and encodes 767 amino acids.